GCACGACAUAGAUGUCGCUGUAGUAGCGACGCGAGACGACCCAAGCUAGCUUGCUCUGGGAACAUUUUUCCACACUACUUCGAGCUCCAUACAAUUUCUUCUGUUUCUCAGUUCUCUGCAGUUUGGUUGUGUACCAGUUCAAAAAUAAUUCAAAAUUUUCGCCAUAAGGAAAAAAGUCAAAAUGACGGACAAGCCGAAGCGUCCUAUGUCAGCAUACAUGAUUUGGCUCAACAGCGCAAGAGAACAAAUCAAGUCCGAGAAUCCUGGUCUAAAAGUCACCGAAAUAGCUAAAAAGGGAGGUGAAAUAUGGAGGGGCAUGAAAGACAAGAGUGAAUGGGAAGAAAAGGCGGCUGAAGCCAAGGAGCAAUACACUAAAGAUCUAGAAUCAUAUAAUGCCAAUGGUGGAGGUGGUGAAGGUGGUGGCAAGAAGCCACAAAAGCGAGGAAAGAAGGGCAAGAAAGCACCAGCACCCAAGGCUAAGAAGAAGAAGGAGGAGUCUGAGGACGAGGACGGUGGCGAGGAGGAGGAUGAGGAAAGCGAAUGAUCUCCUAACCAUAGGCAUUUCUGUUCAUAUUGAAUAAAUUUACUGGAUUUAAUUUAUUAACAAAGUAAAAUCGGACUGACUUUCCAAAGUCUGUAUUUCCAUAUGUUCUUAAUUUUUAUAUGAGUAUUACAGAUUAUUAAUUCAAAGAAAAAGAUUAAUUAACAAUUUAAUGUAUUUAUGAAGAUUUGGAUAUGAUAAAAUUGUUGAUUAUUUGACAGGUGUUAUUUACUACUUAUGUCUUGAUUGUAGUAUUGAAUAGUGUUUAGGUUUAAGUGUGCAGAGUUUGGAAAGUUUCACCGCAGGCUUGGUGUCUUUAGGGUUUCCAAGCCUAAAAAAAAAUAAUUUAAGUGUUAGCAUGUAUACACUGGGGAAUUGUACAGUUAGCCCUCCCUCGUUAAGUUCGCUGUGACUCUGGAUGCUCACCUUUUAAUGUACUUUGAAUGGUUUCAUCAAAACUGUGUCUACUACAAUCCUUCUGCCGUAAAGCUGUGCUUUAAAUCAGUUUGAUAUGCCAUAAGUAUAAUUUACGUCCUAGAUUUAUUUUGCCCACAUAGACAAGUUUUGGUCAAACUAUAUCAACAUGUAAAAUAAGAGACAAUUCCAUGUAUGAAGAGACAGCUUAUUGUUAAUUAAACCUACCUCUCUCAUUGUAAAUUUCAAUGCUUAUAAUGGUACCAAACUUUUAAGCUAAGAUCAGUCGGGACACGAGCCCGAUCUGUUAGGAAAUUGAUGUGUAUGUUGUAUUUUUAGUUAUAGGUAGGUUUUCAAUGUGAUUAGUCUCUCAAAUUUUACAUUUGUGUUAUUUUUAAAAUGAGAAUUAGCAUUCCUCAUGUCAAUACGGAUUUUACAUGUUCAAUAAAGUAAUUUCAUAUAAGAUUCUAUUUUUC
Molecule: messenger RNA, 1431 nt
Organism: Maniola jurtina (meadow brown)
Lineage: Eukaryota; Metazoa; Arthropoda; Insecta; Lepidoptera; Nymphalidae
Product: high mobility group protein D-like
Exons: 4
Coding region: 182-544 (120 amino acids)
Molecular function (GO): transcription cis-regulatory region binding
Source: RefSeq, a predicted model, not a curated record